AUGAGCACUGGCAACUCAACCACAAUGACGGGGCCCCGAGCUAGAUCUGGGCCACCCCCCACGCAGAAACUCAAGGAUAGUUGCGAUAUGUGUUCAUCAUCAAAGGUCAAAUGCAACAAGGAAAAGCCAGUCUGCAGUCGAUGUUGGAAGCUGGGCUAUCCGUGCUUCUACAGUCCCGCACGCCGCAUAGGGCGCCCACAUCCAAACCGUCGAACCAUCGCUCACAAAUCACCGGAGCCACAGCCUACACAUUCAAGAACCGAGUCUUCUGUCAACACAGGCGCGCCCAAUAAUCCUCAGGACUCUCAGACACUUGGUCAAGAUCCUCGGCCCAGACUAGAAACACAGCCCUCAAUCUAUGACGAAUAUGAAUCCUCUUCGGGAGCUACAUAUGAACCAAAUGCCCUACAUUGGCUCGAUGGGAUGUAUACUUCGACUGGUGGUCUCGAAACAAGCACUACAUCUGCCAUGAAUUGUGGCUCAUACGUCUUCCAUGACGCUUGCAAUCAGAAGCAGAACACGAGUGUUCCACAAUCACCACUAACAGGCCUUGACCUCUUCAACUUGUCCGAUGCUUUGAACGGAGACCUUCAGUGGAUACAAACAUUCCAGAAUCAAAGUGAUUCAAACCUCAUUCCGCUGGAAUUUUCCCCACUACAAAACGUCAGCCAAGGCUCCAGUGCAGCAACACCCGAUUUUAUGGAAAAUAUCUCAUGCGGCCAGAGCACAAUCUCAGAUUCAUCUGAGCCGGAUUGCGUGAUAGGCGCAAUCGACAUCCUCCGUCGUCUCCAAGUUUCUAAUUCAUCCGUCGACGAGACAACAAACAGUUCGCAGAAACAGGAGUUGCCCGCUCGUGUUCAGACCGCUGCCUGGGCUGUCAAUCGGCUAUCGACGAUCCUGGUAUGUCCCUGCUCACGGAAGAUAUACGUGGGGAUUUUGGCGGCUACAGUCUGUAUGGCGAUUAUGGAUAUAUACGACUCGCUAUUUUACUGGUCGUAUGGCAGAAAAGACGGGAACGAGUCGAUCGGUCGAGCUCAGGGUAUCGAUCAGGGGUACUCACUAGGUGUCAAUGUGGACCGCAAUGAGUGCAUUGGAACAGAAUGCGCCGAGUCUGCCGAUUUUGAAUCGGACGAGGGUGAACCUCGCAUCUCAUCAGUACAUAUUCUGGAAGAGCUCUCCAAGCUGGCCAAUGUGGUGAUGCAAUUUGCCUAUCGGUACAAAGGGGAUUCCUGCGCGCAGCCUGUUGGCACACUCACUGCGCUAGCAGACUCACAGAAAUUGCGAUUGAGAUCUAUUACCAAUGACGCAUUUGAGAAGGCGCCGAGAUAA
Messenger RNA from Penicillium daleae, 1329 nucleotides. RefSeq names its product Zn(II)2Cys6 transcription factor. The transcript has a single exon. Gene Ontology annotation, cellular component: nucleus. Bases 1 to 1329 code for a protein of 442 amino acids. NCBI's taxonomy places the organism in Eukaryota, Fungi, Ascomycota, Eurotiomycetes, Eurotiales, Aspergillaceae. Gene Ontology annotation, molecular function: DNA-binding transcription factor activity, RNA polymerase II-specific; zinc ion binding; DNA binding. The record is from RefSeq and is a predicted model, not a curated record. Gene Ontology annotation, biological process: aflatoxin biosynthetic process; regulation of DNA-templated transcription.